AUGGUGAAGGCCGUGGACGGCCCGUACAGCUACGACACCACGCGCCCCAACGGCCCGCGCUCGUGGUCCUCCGUGGACGAAGAGUUCUCCGCGUGCGGCGCGGGCGAGAUCCAGUCCCCGAUCAACUUCCCCGCCGCCGUCGGCGCCAGCCCGCUGGCCGACGGCCCGCAGCCCAAGCUCGUGCGCGCCAACUACACGCUGGGCUCGGGCAGCUGGAACUGGGCCCUGGCCUGCCACGAGGAGCGCGCGUGCGGAUACACCAUGUUUGCCGGCAAGAAGUGGUACGUCAUUCAGACCCACUUCCACCACCCCAGCGAGCACACCCUCAUGGAAAAGCGGUUCCCGCUCGAGAGCCACACCGUCCACCAGAGCGAGGACGGCAACCUCGCCGUCAUCGCCACCGUCUUCGACUACCCCCCCGAGGCCGACUACCCGUCCACCAUCAAGGCCGCGCAUAACAUGGAUUAUGGCGUCAACCCUUACCUCAAAGAAGUCCUCGAGGGCAUCACACAGGAUAAGGGCACGUUCGAGAUCGACCCCAUGGCCAUUAUUGACCCCUCCCAGGGCUUUUGCUCCUACACCGGCUCGCUUACCACCCCGCCAUGCACGGAGGGCGUUACCUUCUUGAUGCAGAUGAACAUCGCCACCGUGUCCAGGCGGCAGGUCCACGACUACGCCCUCUCCGCAGGCAUGCCUCGUAAAAAAAUUCAUUCACUUUGCGAUUUCUACGUGUCACAAGCAUCUGCAUCCUCCGUCUGA
Messenger RNA from Chondrus crispus (carragheen), 759 nucleotides. RefSeq names its product carbonic anhydrase. Gene Ontology annotation, molecular function: carbonate dehydratase activity; zinc ion binding. Bases 1 to 759 code for a protein of 252 amino acids. The transcript has 2 exons. The record is from RefSeq and is a predicted model, not a curated record. Lineage: Eukaryota; Rhodophyta; Florideophyceae; Gigartinales; Gigartinaceae.